Molecule: messenger RNA, 417 nt
Organism: Musca vetustissima
Lineage: Eukaryota; Metazoa; Arthropoda; Insecta; Diptera; Muscidae
Product: probable small nuclear ribonucleoprotein Sm D2
Exons: 2
Coding region: 1-417 (138 amino acids)
Biological process (GO): spliceosomal snRNP assembly; RNA splicing
Cellular component (GO): U4/U6 x U5 tri-snRNP complex; U5 snRNP; precatalytic spliceosome
Molecular function (GO): RNA binding
Source: RefSeq, a predicted model, not a curated record
AUGUCCGCUAAAAUAGAGGACGGAAAAUGUAACAGCGAUCGUAAUUCCAAACAGCGAUCGGCUCUUGUUAAACCUAAAUCAGAAUUGACACCCGAGGAAUUGGCACGUCAGGAAGAGGAAGAAUUCAACACGGGACCAUUGUCGGUGUUGACCCAAUCGGUUAAGAACAACACUCAGGUGUUGAUAAAUUGUCGCAAUAACAAAAAGCUAUUGGGACGUGUUAAGGCCUUUGACCGCCACUGCAACAUGGUAUUGGAAAAUGUCAAAGAAAUGUGGACAGAAAUACCACGUACAGGCAAGGGCAAGAAGAAGGUGAAACCCGUAAACAAGGAUCGUUUCAUAUCGAAAAUGUUCUUGAGAGGAGAUUCUGUAAUUUUAGUUCUAAGAAAUCCACUGGCAACGGCUGGUGGAAAGUGA